Messenger RNA from Phytophthora nicotianae INRA-310, 2445 nucleotides. RefSeq lists its product as hypothetical. Gene Ontology annotation, cellular component: nucleus. The transcript has a single exon. Lineage: Eukaryota; Oomycota; Peronosporomycetes; Peronosporales; Peronosporaceae. Gene Ontology annotation, biological process: protein ubiquitination; interstrand cross-link repair. The coding region runs from base 47 to 2020 and encodes 657 amino acids. The record is from RefSeq and is a predicted model, not a curated record. Gene Ontology annotation, molecular function: protein binding; ubiquitin protein ligase activity.
UUUUUUUACAGACAAUUCCAGUUCCUUUCAGGAACUCAGACGCCUGAUGCCGCGCAGUAUCAAUGACCUCUUGUUCGGCCCUAGCUCCGACGAGGAAAGCGGAGGAGACUACGCCGACUACAGCGGAAGCAGCGACAGUGACGAUGACGGAAGUGAGAGCGACAGCGAGAUCGCACGUGAGAUUGAUCACCGCGCCGCGGCGUCGGUAGUCAAUCUCACGUUGCCGCCCACCAAUAGGCCCAACUCGUUCCAGCCCAUCGCAGCCGCAGAAAACGACGACGAUGAAGUGCAGAUUUUAUCCGCGGCGGAGGCUGCCGCAGAGGUGGCAGCUGCUGCUCGAAGGGCGUUGGAAGACCCCAAUGCAUCGCGCAAACGCAAGCGCCCAGUGGUAGAGACGAAACCGGAGCCGACAGAAUGCACAAUCUGCUGCGAGGACUGCACGAUCGUAGGGCACCAUCGCCUCGUGGCACUUAAGUGUGGCCAUUUGUUCGGAAGGAAAUGCAUCGAGCGCUGGAUCAGCGAGAAGCAAACGUGUCCGAACUGCAGUGCAAUAGUGCGGCGCACAGACAUUUGUUUAUUGUUCUCAGAUCACGUGGCGGUGGUGGACAAUGCUGGACUACAAGAAAUGACCACCAAAUUCGAAGAAGAAAAGAAAAAGAGCACCAAACUGGAGAAGGAGGUAGCAGGACUCAAGAAACAAUUGCAGGCGAGGGCAAAAGAGACCACGCGCCUAAAUGCCGAGUUGAUCAAGUUUAAGAAAGCCAUCGCGGAUAUGCAGUGUAAGGCAGCGCAAGAGCGGCUCUCCAGUUCUGUUGCAUUCAGUAGAAGUGGUUUAGCACUACCUCCCGGAGUGGCUGGUGGGAGCGCUGUGUCGCCGUCAAGACAAGCUGCAGGUCAAGUCACUAUGUCGCCUGCUGUCUCCCACCCACAUCCACCGUCGGAGCUUGGAAAUUCUUCAUUCGCUGCAGCAAUACGCAAGUACAAGCCAAUAUUUGGCGUGCCUUUAUUAGGUGCACGUGUGUUCAGUAUCGCCCGGUCGUGCAGAUUUCUGUGUGUUGGUGAUAAAAUCGCUCAAGAUUCUUAUGGUAUAUUAAUGCUGAGUUCUCAAGACCCGACGCUGGGGGUUCGACUACCCGUUCACAGCUCAGACGUACGCGACAUCAGCAUUCACUCCUCCGAAAAGUUUGUACUCACUGUGGCAUUCGAUGGCAAACUGGCUAUGACUAGUCUUCAAGAUAAAAAGGUGGCGCUGCAGAUUGUGCUUCCUUCCGGCAGGCGGCAAGGUUGGUCGUGCACCUUCAGCGACUCAGAUCCCUAUGCAAUGUAUUGCGGAUUUCAAGACGGCAGUGUGGCCAAAUACGACUAUCGAAAGCCAAGUGCUGGUGACCAAGGCAUCGUCAAAAGUUUUGCGCUCCCGCAACGGCAACCAGUGCACUCAAUUAAGUUAUUCAAGACUCCCGAAGGUACCGAGGGUCUAGUAGCAGCGACAUUCCGCGGACUGUCAGUGUGGAGAAAUGUUGCAGACGCAAAUGCCGGCGAUGGGUCGGUUGGAGCCGCACCUUUUUCGCAAGUUCCAAGUGAUCAAGCGUGCUUUUCGCUUGCGUCGAACCAGCUACAUUCCAACCAAGUGGUGGUUUCGUCACGGUCAUCACCAAUGAAGCACAGUGUGUUCGACUUGCGCACUGUUGGGCUUGGCAGGCUUUCGCCAAGAAUGGAGGUGGUUGGGCACAAGGCACCGUCGGUCUUGUCUCGCUCAGCGAUGUGGUCGGAAGUGGAUGGCUCCUCGGUGGUGGCGUCGUGGUCUCAUGAUGUGGAGGGCGUGACGAUGUGGAACGUCGCCACUCAACAAGAGGUAAGCGGUCCGAAACCCACGUUCCUGAGUGUGGCAAGCGCUGCUAUGCCGGUGGUGGACAUCCAACAUGCCGUGGCUCAGAACAGUUGGAGCUCUGGUGCUGCGCUCUUCGGCACGAUGACAGCUCGGCAGUUGUGCGUGUAUGGCUCAGGUGGGUGGGCAGCUUGAUCUGGUGUCUGUAGCGAUGAUACGAGUACAUGUAGUACAUGUACAUGUAUGGACGAUGCCGUGGAGCCCGUGAUGACUACAUCUUGCUAAUCGUAGCCCUUAAGUUUGACUUGUGCUGAGUAUACCAGCACAAAAAUGGUAAUGUUACAUGUAGCCAUCCAUUCGCUCAAGUGGGUACAUUUAGGAGCGGGAACACAAUGUAGCAACGCGUAAGUUCCCCCCCACGAAAGGAGCCCAUGAGCAGCGCCACAGUUUUUAAAUGCUCAUGUAGGAGUGGAUGGGUAGAAAUGCAGUGCGCUGAAGUCAUUUGACCAACGCUGUGCAAAUAUCUUCAACAAAUUAUUGACUGAUACCGGACUGGUGAAGCAAUGCACUACAAUAGUCAAAAUAAACACACCACGCGCCAUAUCAUGCCGCUCUCACCU